Messenger RNA from Lachancea meyersii CBS 8951, 774 nucleotides. Lineage: Eukaryota; Fungi; Ascomycota; Saccharomycetes; Saccharomycetales; Saccharomycetaceae. The record is from the annotation of a GenBank genome assembly.
AUGCCUAAGCUUGAGGAAAUUGACGACUACGAUGAUAUUGACAACCUUGACAUGGAUCUUGCGGAGAUUGAUCAUAAUAUGAAAUCGCCAGUAGCACCCAGAAUAGUGCCAGAGAUCAAAAGAAGUCAGGACGAAGAGCCGGAAUUGUUUCCAGUUAAUCAGAAAGUGCCCCCCAGGUCAGAAUCCGCAAUGUCAGGACAGCCACAAGUGAUGAAUUUUACAGAAGAGCAGAGGCGACAAUUGAAUAAGUUCCAAAUGCUAUAUCCAUGCUAUUUUGACAAAAAUAGAUCUCACAAGCAAGGAAGACGGGUCCCCGUGGAAUGGGCGGUGGAGAACCCUCUAGCACAAACUAUAGCAGAUGCGGUGAGUCAAAUGCAGAUACCUUGCGUUAUCGAAGCUCAUAAAUGUCACCCUCAGGACUUUGGUAACCCCGGUAGGAUACGCCUUUUCAUGAAGGAAGACGGAGUCUCAACAUCUCCAUAUUUGUACAAGAAUAAACGGAUGCUUAUGAAGCUUAUUUCCAAACACCUCAAAGAGAACCCCACUACGCUAGAAGUUAUAAAGGACGUCCCCGUGGAAGCUGGCGCAGAGGAUUACGAGCCCCGGAAAGUGCCUAAAGUUAAAGGUUUUGUUAUGAAUGAGAUCGUACCGAUCCACAGUCCAUUGAGCAUGGGACAUCCGAUGGUCAAAUCAAUUUAUGAUGCGCCCGCCCCGGUGGUGGCAGAAAAGCCUGUUAAAAUGCCAAAAAAUAAAUACAAAAUGGUCCGUAGAUAG